This is a messenger RNA of Staurois parvus, 1041 nucleotides long. The record is from the annotation of a GenBank genome assembly. Lineage: Eukaryota; Metazoa; Chordata; Amphibia; Anura; Ranidae.
GGUUGCACGCCGGUUGUCUUCCUGUACCGCAGCCUAGGGAGCCGUGUUGUGGUGCGGACCGGCGGAGAGAAGCUCGGGGUGACGUCACCAGUCCGGGGUUCCGCUCAGACGUGUUGCUGCCGGUGGAGGUUUGAUGGCGGGGAAUUUCUGGCAGAGCUCUCACUAAUUCUACAUAGAGUCCCAACUUUUUUGGAAUUGGGGAUGUACAGUAUCUCACAGAAUUUACAAUGGAUUUUGGAUAAACAGGAUUUAUUAAAGGAGCGCCAAAAGGACCUAAAAUUCCUAACAGAAGAAGAGUAUUGGAAGCUGCAAAUAUUUUUCACAAAUGUUAUCCAAGCUUUAGGGGAACACCUUAAAUUAAGACAACAAGUUAUAGCUACUGCCACUGUUUAUUUUAAAAGAUUCUAUGCACGGUAUUCUUUGAAAAGUAUAGACCCUGUGUUAAUGGCACCAACAUGUGUGUUUUUGGCAUCCAAAGUAGAGGAGUUUGGUGUUGUAUCGAACACAAGGUUAAUCUCUGCUGCUACUUCUGUAUUAAAAACUAGGUUUUCUUAUGCAUUCCCAAAGGAGUUUCCUUAUAGGAUGAACCAUAUACUGGAAUGUGAGUUCUAUCUGUUAGAAUUAAUGGACUGUUGUUUGAUAGUUUAUCAUCCAUAUAGACCCUUGUUACAGUAUGUACAGGACAUGGGACAAGAAGACAUGCUGCUUCCUCUAGCAUGGAGGAUAGUCAAUGACACCUAUCGCACAGAUCUCUGUCUGCUGUACCCUCCCUUUAUGAUUGCACUAGCUUGUUUGCAUGUGGCCUGUGUUGUUCAGCAAAAGGAUGCUCGACAGUGGUUUGCAGAACUUUCUGUGGACAUGGAAAAGAUCUUAGAAAUUAUCAGAGUUAUAUUGAAGUUGUAUGAACAGUGGAAGAAUUUUGAUGAGAGAAAGGAAAUGGCUGCCAUACUUAGUAAAAUGCCCAAACCAAAGCCUCCACCUAACAGUGAAGGGGAACAAGGACCAAACGGAAGCCAAAGCUCCAGUUACAGUCAAUCCUGA